AUGACUGAACGAAUUCCUGCCACUACUACUGAAACAAACGUAUCGUUAUCAUCUGAUGACGAACUAGAAAGAGCAAGUCGUUAUGACACUGUUAAAUUCGAGUACAAGAACAACAACAUCAACGAAAAUGACUGGUCUUCGUCCGAUGAUAAUGAUGAUGAUGAUGAAGGUGAUGACGACGAGAUCACUCAUCAUCAUAAAGAGCCACCAUAUCUCCAAAAUCUUGAUUGGAUUACUGGUCCCUAUUCUCUUCUUCAUGUUCAUGGCGAACCGAUGAAUCAAUAUGAUCGUCGAAAGGCUUGCUUUUAUCGAGAAAAACUUUUAUCGAUUCGACAUCAAUUAUCAAAUGAUCAUCGUAUUUUACGGCCAAGAUAUAAAGAAACUGGAUAUCAUUUGGAAUCAAUACACACAUUUGAUGACAAAGUCUACAAAUUCAUGACACAAACAGGCAUGUAUUCAUUGGUUUAUAAAAACAGUUGUUCCUAUCCGGAUGGAAGUCAAAAUUGUCUUGCUAAAAUCGUUGAACAAGUGGAAACAAUAUUGGACAAUUUACACGGUUCCAAUUCUAUUACUGAAGCACAAUAUAUGAAGAUGAAGAUCGAUCGUUCCUUGGUACGAAUAAAUUAUGUAUACUUCGUCUCAGAAACACAUAAAGUAUGCUUCAUUUUCUUAUUUUUUUUUCAAUUUUUAUGUUUUUAUUUUGCAUUAACACAUAUAGGAAGAAAUACCAGUUCGGCCGAUC
Molecule: messenger RNA, 742 nt
Organism: Rotaria sp. Silwood2
Lineage: Eukaryota; Metazoa; Rotifera; Eurotatoria; Philodinida; Philodinidae
Source: the annotation of a GenBank genome assembly